Messenger RNA from Cydia strobilella, 5013 nucleotides. RefSeq names its product glycogen debranching enzyme-like. The record is from RefSeq and is a predicted model, not a curated record. Gene Ontology annotation, molecular function: 4-alpha-glucanotransferase activity; amylo-alpha-1,6-glucosidase activity. The transcript is spliced from 25 exons. NCBI's taxonomy places the organism in Eukaryota, Metazoa, Arthropoda, Insecta, Lepidoptera, Tortricidae. Bases 16 to 4884 code for a protein of 1622 amino acids. Gene Ontology annotation, biological process: glycogen catabolic process; glycogen biosynthetic process.
CGGACACGUUACGACAUGCUGCGCCGCGACUCGGCGCGCGAGCGCGAGCUCGAGUACGGCCGCGCGCUCGACAAGCGAGACAAACCUGACAGGCGCGAUAAGGAGAUCAGGCCAAGAGCGCGCACGCCCGAUGGAGCUGUUCUGGCGAGGAGGCAGAUGGCGAUCGAGCGCGGUGCGGCGGCGGAGGUGGCGCCCACCCCGCACCCGCCCUCCCCGCGCGGCUCCAGCCCAGCGCCGGAUGAGGCCCGUCCUGAGCCACCCACGCGGCUGUUGACCCUCGCGCACGGCGAGCACCAUGACUCCACCAUCUACCGGUUUGAGAAGGGGACAACGAUCCGGUUAUGUCCGGGGCCCAGCCUACUCGGACGCAAGGUGUUCCUCUACACCAACUACAUCAUCACCGACAGCCAGGAUGAAAAGGCGGAAGUGUCCGAGUUCGUCCGCAACCAGUACUACGCGCUAGAGUGGCGACGCGAGCGCGAGGACGAGCAGGGUAUAGGGACGGAGGAGGCGCUCGGCACGGGAGCAUUCAUCACAGACACCGAUCUGUAUGCGGAGCUGAAGCUGACGCGGGCUGGGGCCUUCCACUACUACUUCGUUUAUGACAGCGCGGAGUCGUCGAUCGGUCCCCGGGGCUCGGGCUGGCUGCAGGUGGCGCCGCGGGUGCGCGUGGGUCCGCGGGGGCCGGGCGGGGCGGGAGGGGCGGGGGGCGAGGCGCUGGGCGUGGAGGCGCUGUCGUGCCAGACCGUGCUGGCCAAGUGUCUGGGGCCGCUGGCGCGCUGGGAGGACUCGCUGCGCGUCGCCAAGGAGAGCGGCUACAACAUGAUACACUUCACCCCCAUACAGGAACUGGGCGGCUCUAACUCGAGCUACAGCCUGGCGGACCAGCUGAAGCUGAACCCCGCGUUCGGCGCCGACGCCUCCUUCGCCGACGUCGACAACCUUCUCACGAAACUGCGCUGCGAGUGGCGGGUGGCUUCUAUAUGCGAUGUGGUCCUCAAUCAUACGGCUAAUGAAACGCCGUGGCUGACGCUCCAUCCCGAGGCCACAUACAACUGCGCGAACGUGCCCCGCCUGCGCGCCGCCGCGCUGCUGGACGCGGCGCUCGCGCGCGAGACCCGCGCCGCCGCGCGCGGCGACCUGCUGCCGAGAGGCGUCCCUCCCGUACUCAACACGAGCGAGCAUCUGGAGGCCGUGCGAUAUUACCUGGCGACGUCGACCGUCCCGGAGCUGCGCUUGCACGAGCUGUACACCUGCAAUGUCUCCGAGCUGUUGCAGCAGUUUAACGGCCUCGCGAGGAACAAGGUGCCCCCGGUGUCGGCGCGCGCGGGCGCGGCGGCGGCGCUGGCUCUGGUCCCGGACGCGCUGUACCGGCGGCUCCGCGCGACUGUCGACAUGGACCUGGCGCUGCAGUUAUACAACGUGUACCACGCCGACUGUUACGACGAAGAAACGCGUCUCAAGAAAUGCUGCGAGGAGCUCCGCAAAAAGCUCGAGCAACUCAACUCCUCAGCCAGAGAGGAAGUAGACGGGCAUCUCCGCUCCGCCAUCGACAACUGCAUCGCUGGCAUGAGAUACUUCCGCUUGCAGGCCGACGGGCCUAAAAUAGAAGAGGUCAGCGACAAGAAUCCACUGGUGCCUAGAUACUUCACGGCUGUGGGCGAGUGCGGCUCGGCGGCGGAGGCGGAGGCGCUCGUGUACGGCGACGGCGGCCGCUUCGUCAUGGCGCACAACGGCUGGGUCAUGGACGCCGACCCGCUCAUGGACUUCGCCAACGCUUCCAACGUGUACCUCCGGAGGGAGCUCAUCGCCUGGGGCGACAGCGUCAAGCUCAGAUACGGCGACAAGCCGGAGGACAGCCCGUGGCUGUGGGCGCACAUGCGCGAGUACGUGGAGCUGACGGCCGAGCUGUUCGACGGGCUCCGGCUUGACAACUGUCAUUCGACCCCGCUGCACGUGGCGGAGUACAUGAUGGACUGCGCGCGCAACGUGAAGCCGGACCUGUUCGUGGCGGCGGAGCUGUUCACCAACUCGGAUCAUGUCGACAACAUCUUCGUCAACCGGCUCGGCAUCUCCGCGCUCAUCCGCGAGGCGCAGUCUGCAUGGGAUUCUCGUGAACAAAGCCGCCUGCUGCACCGCUUCGGCGGGCGCCCGGUGGGAGCCUUCCUCCGCGCGCGGGUGGACGCCGCCCGGCCCGGCGUCGCGCCCGCCAUGCUGCUCGACCUCACGCACGACAACCCCUCGCCGCUCGAGAAGCGGUGCGUGCACGACGCGCUGCCCACAGCGGCGCUAGUGACCAUGGCGUUCUGCGCAUCGGGCUCGACGCGCGGGCUGGACGAGCUAGUCCCGCACCACAUACACGUGGUGGACGAGGCGAGGCUCUACCCCGAGUGGGGCACCGAUGAGGGCAACGUGGGCGCCUCCCACGGCCUGAUACAGGCUCGGAGAGAGCUCAACCUGCUGCACUAUCAGCUCGCUCAACAAGGCUACGACGAGGUAUACGUGGAUCAGAUGACGGACGCGGUGACAGCGGUGACCCGCCACUCGCCCACAUCUCGGCGCUCGGUGCUGCUGGUAGCGCACACGGCGUUCUCGGCGCCGCAGGGGGAUGCUCCCCUUCCUCCACCGCUGCGCUUCGAGGGAGAUCUCGAGGAGAUACUCUUUGAGAUGGAGCUCCAGCCCAGGAGCGGCGCGGUCUACACCAAAAAUGCGCGCUUCAUCAACGGCCUGGAGCAGUGGACGGCCGCCGUACGACGUCGGCCCGUAAUGGAUGCCGCGCGGUUCGUGUCGCCCGCUCGGAGGGACGGGGCCCACACCGUGCUGGACUGGCGCGCCUUCCCCCCCGGCGCGGUGAUAGCCGUGCGAAUAGCGCCUCGCGCCGCGCACCUUGCCGCCCUCGCCCCCCUCACGCGCGCGCUGUCGGCGUGGGAGGCGCGCGCGCGCGACGCGCUCGGCCUGCAGCGCGCCCUGCAGCCGCUCGACCUGGCCGACUUCAACGUGCUGCUGUACCGGUGCGACGCGGAGGAGCGCGACGCGGGCGCCGGGGGGGUCUACGACGUGCCCGGCCACGGCCCGCUCGUCUACGCCGGCCUGCAGGGCCUGGUGUCGCUGCUGGAGGAGGUCCGCGCGGGCGACGCGCUCGGGCACGCCGUGUGCGACAACCUGCGCGCCGGCGACUGGCUGCUGGACUACACGUGGCGCCGGCUGCCGGCGCCGCGGCUCGCGCACGUAGCCACCCGGCUGAGGGAACUCUUGUCGCCGCUCAAGGACCUCCCGAGGUACUUGGUGCCGGCGUACGCGGAGGCGACGUUCCGCGCGGUGCACGACGCGGUGACGCGCGCCGCGUUAGCGCGUAUGACGCCCGAGAGCCGCGACGGUGAGCUGUCGCGCGCGCUGGCGCUGUGCAGCGUGCAGUUCGCGGGCGCCGUCCCGAGCGCGCACCUCCCCGCGCCCUCCCCCGCGCUCCCCCCGCCGCACCCGCCGCCGCCGCCCGCCUCCGUCACGCUCUCCGCCGGCCUCCCGCACUUCGCCACCGGCUACGCGCGCUGCUGGGGCCGCGACACCUUCAUCGCACUGCGCGGCACCUUGCUGCUCCAGGGGAGAUACCAGGAGGCCCGCGCGCACAUCCUCGGUUUCGCGGCGUGUUUGAGACACGGCCUCAUCCCGAACCUGCUCGAUGGCGGGAACAACGCGCGCUUCAACUGCAGGGACGCCGUUUGGUGGUGGCUGCAGGCCAUUAAACAGUACGUGACGGAGGCGCCGCAGGGCGGGGCGCUGCUGGCCGACCCGGUGUCGCGGCUGUUCCCGAGCGACGACAGCGCGCCCGCGCCGCCCGGCGCCCGCGACCAGCCGCUCGCAGACGUCGUGCAGGAGGCGCUCACCGUGCACUUCCAGGGGCUGGUGUUCCGCGAGCGCAACGCCGGGCGGCAGAUCGACGCGCACAUGACGGACAAGGGCUUCAACGUGCAGAUCGGCAUCCAACCCGACACCGGCUUCCCCUACGGCGGCAACGACGCCAACUGCGGCACCUGGAUGGACAAGAUGGGCUCCUCCGAGAGGGCCGGGACGAGGGGGAGGCCCGCCACGCCGAGGGACGGGAGCGCCAUCGAGCUGGUGGCUCUGGCGUACGGCGCCGUGUCGUGGCUGGCCGAGCUGCACCGCGUCGGCCGCUUCCCGCACGAGGGCGUGACGCGAGUGCACAAGGACGGCUCGCUCACGUCGUGGACCUACGCGCAGUGGGCGGAGCGCAUCCGGCGCUCCUUCGAGCGCUACUUCUGGGUGCCCGCCGCGCCCUCCGCUCGGGACCUGCGCCCCGACCUGGUGCACCGCCGCGCCAUCUACAAGGACUCGCACGGCGCCUCGCAGCCCUGGGCCGACUACCAGCUGCGCUGCAACGCCGCGGUCGCCAUGGCCAUAGCGCCCGGUCUCUUCGACCCGAAGCACGCGUGGCUCGCGCUCGACAACACCGAGAGACUGCUCCUCGGCCCGCUCGGAUUGAAAACUCUCGAUCCGGGGGACUGGUCGUACCGCCCCGAGUACGACAACUCGGACAACUCGGACGACCCGACCGUCGCGCACGGGUUCAACUACCACCAGGGCCCCGAGUGGGGGUGGCCGCUCGGCUUCUACCUGCGCGCGCGGCUCGCGUUCGCGCACGACGCCGGCCGCCGCGCCGAGACGCUCGCCGCCGUGCACCGCGCGCUCGCCGCGCCCGCCGCCGAGCUCCGCCGGGGCCCGUGGCGCGGCCUGCCCGAGCUCACGGGCCCCGGCGGCGCCGUCUGCCGCGACUCGUGCCCCACGCAGGCCUGGUCCGCCGGCUGCCUGUUCGAGCUGCUGCACGACCUGCGCGCGGCGCGUCGAGCGCGCCCGCCGCUCGCCGACUGACGCCGCCCGCGCCGCCUCCGCCACGCGCCGCCGACCGCCGCCGCCGCCGCCGACCGCACCUACGCCGAGCCCUACGAGGUCGCUGCCGGGCCGCGCCUGCAGGCGGUGCGCCGCCUCCUGCGCCGGCGG